Molecule: messenger RNA, 4962 nt
Organism: Uloborus diversus
Lineage: Eukaryota; Metazoa; Arthropoda; Arachnida; Araneae; Uloboridae
Gene: Fkbp12
Product: peptidyl-prolyl cis-trans isomerase Fkbp12-like
Exons: 5
Coding region: 103-429 (108 amino acids)
Molecular function (GO): peptidyl-prolyl cis-trans isomerase activity
Source: RefSeq, a predicted model, not a curated record
UCAAAGUUGAGUUUUUUUUACAAUCGAAAUUGUUAUCAAUUAUAUCGCUAUUUGUGUUCGUUUUUUAAACAAUUUUCUUAGAGCAAUACUAAAAUAAAAACAAUGGGUGUUGAAAUUGAAACGAUAAAACCUGGUGACGGUCAAACUUUUCCCAAAACUGGACAGACUGUGGUAGUUCAUUAUACAGGAACUCUUGAAGAUGGCCAGAAGUUUGAUUCUUCUCGUGAUAGGGGAAAGCCCUUUAAAUUUAGAAUAGGAAAAGGAGAAGUCAUCAAAGGAUGGGACAGUGGAGUUGCGCAGAUGAGUGUAGGACAACGAGCUAAAUUGAUUUGUUCCCCUGAUUAUGCAUAUGGUGCAUUAGGACAUCCUGGAAUUAUCCCUCCAAAUGCCACUUUAACUUUUGAUGUAGAGCUUCUUAAACUGGAAUAAGAAUGCACAGAAACCAGUCUCCAUUUGUAUGAAUGUAGAGGUACACUCCCAUAACCAGGAAACAUUUUCUUAAAUUUUUGAAACGUAAUUUAUACAUAUUCGGAUUUGUAAUUUCAUGUACAAAAUUUUCAUAUGUAUGAAAUUUAUGCCUGGAUUAUGGGAGACUUGUAAUGCAAUUUCACAGUUUUCUUCUUUCCAUGUUUUGCCUUCUUUGCUUUGCCCGUGGUAUGUAAUGAAUAUUUAUGUACAAGUUGCACAGUAAAGGAAUUUUAUGGACUUAUUUUAUUUUAAUUAUUUUUUUUAAUUUCAGAAAACCAUCAUUGUACAUCUUUUAUGAAAUAUUUUAGAAUGUUAUAAUUUUAGAUUUCUCGAUGUUUUUGACACUGAUAUAUGAAAGAAAUUCUGGAUUGGUAAUACUUAGAACAUUUUUAAACCAGACUUUGGCAACUUUUUAUCAUUCUUUGGUCACUAAAAUUACAUGUGAGGGCAGGCCCAUCAUUUAGAGGGUCAAAUGCCGUUGGCUUUAGAAAUAUAAAAAUGUAUUUACACUUAAGGGAGCAUGGCUUUUGCUGUUUUUUAGUAAAUUUACAUUAAUUAUAUUCUCUUUGCCCCCUUCCCCCAGGGAAAAAUUCGAAAUUUCAUGCCUGCGUGCUGGAUAAGGAAGCUUCAGGUACCGUAUUGCAGAGUAAUUAAUCACACUUCCUUUUCCUUGCUUGUACAAGUUGCAUGGAAUUUUUUUAUGAAUCUGAUGUAAUUUUAAAAGCAUGGAAUAUGUCACUUCGGCCUUUUUUUUUAAAUUUGUUACAUAGGAAUUUUCAUAACAGUAUUUAGUAAUCGUUUUAUUCUCAACUUCAAAAUGAGGAACUUGAAACCUUAAUAUAAGUAUGAGCUUGCCUGAAGGGGAUAGACCCAAAUCUGCAUAACGCAGGGGAUUGGGGAGGGGCAAGUCCUUAAAAGGCUUGAAAGCCCAAGAAUUUUUUAAAUUUUUUUUAAAUCUAGCACUAAGACUUAACGUUGAAAAUAUACACUGCUGGCCUCUGAGGAAGUGCCCUACAUAUUCAUCCGGGCCUGGAAGGGCACCAAUUUUCGAGUUGCCAAAGCCUGUUUUAUCUUUUUUUUCCAUGUUGUAUAACAUUUCUCAACUCAAUAACUUUUUUUCUUUAAUGUUUAGUUUGCUUUUUGGAGUAUGAUCAAAUUAUGUGUGAUGAAAAUAUAUUGAACUUGGUUAGUGAGUUUUUGUACAAUUUUGUGGCCCUUAAAACGUUAAUUCACAAAUAUUCAUCAAUUACCAAACAUUUUAACCCAAAGUUAAACUUCUUUGAAAUGAAUGCAGAUUUUUUUUAUAUAUUAAAUGAUUCUGAUUGUUAGUAAUUAGUUCAAGGUGUGUUAUAUUUUUUUCUCACCUUGCUUGAACUUUGAUAACUUCUUAAUUACUAGCUUCUAUGAAAUUAAAAAUAAAAACAAUGAAGAUUUGUUAGUUCAGCUUUUGUAAUUCUUAUUGACGUAUCUUCUGUUGAUAUUUUCAAUGGAUAAUGUUAUUUCUAUGUGGAGAUUACACACUGGGCGUAUAUGAAAUUGUUGUUCUAGAACUGCAUGAUUAUCUUAAAUCAUUUAUAUUGCCUGUUAGAAUUUUUAGCAGAAAUUUUUAUAUUUCUCUUUGACAUAAUACACUCAUAGGAUGUAGUUUGCACAAGAAAACUUUGUAUGAAAUGUUGUAACAAAUAUUUAAAGAGGUAUUUUCUUGUUCAAAGUGAAAAGAAGCCAAUGCAAAAAAGCUGGUUGUAAAAUAGUAAUCGUAAUUUUAAUUUAAUGGUGGUUUCAUAAUUUACACCAAUCUGCUUUAAAUACUCUUGGUUAGUUGCCUGAUUCAACAUUUUUAGUUGUUUUUUUACGAAAUCAUUCAAAAACUAAGUGAUUAAAUGAAACAAUUAACGCUUAAUUCUGUGAAACUAAUUUUGUUUUUAAUUCAAUUUUAUUGCUGUGUUUAUUUUAGGAUUUUUUUAAAAUUAUGUUUGAUUAUCAUUAUUUAUUUAUUUUCAAAAUUUAAUUGCUUGUAGUGUUUUUAAUAGUUAUAAAGAACCUGUUUUCAUGCAUUGAAAAAAUGUUUAAUUUUUAAAGAAGCAAUAUGAAAACAGUUCAAAGUGAAAAAGUGGAUAUUGUCAUAAAGUAGCAAUUUUCUCAAUUUUAAGAAGUUAAAGCAAAACUCCUGUAUUAAAGAAUAAUUAUUUAUUUUGGUGUUACAGACUAUUUAUUCCUUAAUAUGACUUUUUUUUAUGGAUGUUAUGUAGUUUUAUGUAUAUAAAUGUGAAUAAUGCCAUUCUAUUUAAUUAAUUUUUAUAUAGUAUUUAUCUUGACGUUUAAAACUAGGGUCUGAAUGCAGGUGUGCAGAUUUAUUUCACACAUUUGUGUGUCAUUUACUAUUUAAUCAUUUUGUAAUGCCUAGAUGUUCUAUUGCACCAAUCUUUAGUAAAUUCAUACACAUUUAAUCUUUGAUAUUUUCUUAAAUAUAUGCUUUACGUAUACAUCAAGUUCUUGAAUUUUAUAUAUUUAGUGUGAAUUCCUGUGAAAUAAUACUUCUCACUUACUAGCUAAAGUAUUAUGAGCAAUAAUAAUUUAUUGUUAAUUUUUAUUGAAAUGAUUUUAUAGCUGGCUUACAUACUAUGUUUAGUUCUGGAAUGUAACUAGUCUCCAGAAAAAUUAACACAAACGAGCUUAAGGUAAUAUUUUUUUUUUUUUUUCAACUUUCAAAAAAUUCACCCUGUAUGUAGUUCUUUUCUCCCUAACUUAAUGACUUGUCAUUCUGUUUGUUGGUUAAAAAUAAAACACUUCUAAGUAUCUGUUUGGACCAUACGCACACUGCUUCAGCUGAUAUUUUUGAUCAGUUCGUAAAUUGUUUGUACAAGAUUGAAGUUGAAUAAUUUACCAAUGAAUCUGCAUCCACUUUGAUAAAUUUUAUAUAUGCUUCAAGUACUUUGCUUAAAAUUAGAGCUUUGCCCAGUGUGUUUGCUUUGAGCUGUGCUAUGCAGGAUUGCCUUUGGCUUUAAAUUAUCUUAUGUAGGCAGCAUCAAGUGUCCAGUGGCUGAAAAUUUUGAUAGUCGCAUAAUUUCAGUCAACAUAGUUAUAGUACAACCUUGAUUUAACGAUAGUCAAAGGACCGGAAAAGUUGCAGUCAAAUCCGAACCAGUGAAAUGCAUCAUUUAAUUGAGGAAAUAGUUCGAUAAAGGAUAUACCACCAAAUCUCCUCGGCUCUCCUUACAGUCAAGCACAAAGGGUUAUGUAUAGUAGUAACUACCAAACAAAGACUACUGUAUUUCCCAGCCUUUACAGCGCUUCUUAUACUCCAAAAUUUGUCCUAAAAAUACCCGUUGGUUUGUAAGCAUAGGAUAUAACUUCAUCUUUUCUUCGAUAUAAGCUGAUCAGUUAUUUUAGGUUAUAAGUUAAUUAUAUUAAAUAUUGAUGUGGAACACUCAAUCUUUGAAGUGAUAAUGAUGAAAUCAUACUUCUUUAUGAGAAAAAAAUAUAACUUAAAAUAUUUUUUUAAGCCAAGUAUUUUUAUUUGUCAUUUUUUUCUCCAUCCUAAUGUUAUUUUGUGGAAUUGAAAUGGUAAAUUUUUUAGCAUAAUUAAUUAUAAUCAAGUCGAAACAUUGUAAAUAUUUCUCAGAACGUUUGGUCUGAUUUAUUGUGAAUUAGAUAGUCGGUUGAACAUCUAAUUAUUGAACAUUUAAAGUGGAAAUUGAUGAAAUGCAUUCAUUUGAUUAAAUCGUGAAAAUGACUUUAUCUUUUAUACCACUUUGAAUAAUAGCAAAAUUUAAAUUGAUGCAGUAAAGAAAUUUUGGCGAGUUUCAAAUAUUUUCAUGCUGGACACUCUGCAGCAUUUAAGUAGUUCUGUAGCUUCUUGCUGCUUUGUCUGUGUUUUAUUGAUGUUUUAUAGCAAUCUUAUGUGAUAAAAUUCUCUCUUGAUGGUGAUUAAUUAAAACUCUUAACUAAAAGAAUUAUAGGUUCCUUAUGUCAACGGAAAAUUUCAUUUCCUCUUUUAAAAAUAGUUUCAACACUGAAAAAUUAAAAUUUGAAUUAGAGACCUUUUUCUGACUAAUGUUUGAAAUUGUAGUUGAUGUGUCAGUUGCACAUCACUGUUGGUUCAAAGUUCUUACAAUUUUAGCUGCCUUCUGAACAGUAAAUUAAGAAAUCUGAAUUGCUCACAGGAAAGGUCUCUCAGAUCAAAUUUAAUAUGACUACUGAAGGCUUGAUUUAGUACUAUAUGCCUCAUAGAAAGAGCUAUGCACCUGCCACAAGGAAGUUUAAUCUGCAUUUUUCAAUAGCCUUGCCUAGGGUAAUGAAUAACUGCAAUACCUAUUUUGAAAGUAAAUUUUGGAGAGCAUUAUUUUUAUUCUACUGCUAAAAUAUAAAGUAUAUCAUGGAGUUAUUUUGGUCCCUCAUGUAGAAGUGAUAUAAAACUUUAACUCUGUUUGAAUGUGCAUAUUGUGUGAUGCUGUAUAUCCAUUUUUAUGAAUAUUAAUAAAAAGUCCCUCUGCA